Capronia epimyces CBS 606.96 is the source of this 1479-nucleotide messenger RNA. RefSeq lists its product as uncharacterized. NCBI's taxonomy places the organism in Eukaryota, Fungi, Ascomycota, Eurotiomycetes, Chaetothyriales, Herpotrichiellaceae. Gene Ontology annotation, cellular component: plasma membrane. The record is from RefSeq and is a predicted model, not a curated record. Gene Ontology annotation, molecular function: nucleobase transmembrane transporter activity. The transcript has 9 exons. Gene Ontology annotation, biological process: nucleobase transport; transmembrane transport. The coding region runs from base 1 to 1479 and encodes 492 amino acids.
AUGUCCGCCGGAAACGGAACCAUGGGCAAGCUGCGCCAGUUCCACGACCAACACCUUGUGCUUCAUCCCUCUCCGGGCUCCUUCACCGCCGAAGGCGAGUCGGCGCGGUGGAGCAACACCGACUUGGACCCGGUGCCUCAGAACAAAAAGACGUGGGAAUGGUGGCAUGUUGGAGGCUUCUGGAUCGCUGAAGGCUUCAACCCUGCCCAGAUGCAGGUGCCUUCCUCGGCCGUCGCUCUCGGGCUGAAUCCAGGCCUGGCUCUCGUUGCCUGCCUGGUCGGCAACCUGCUCGUCACGGGCCCUGUUUGUAUUGUCGGAUAUAUUGGAAGCAAGUACUCGAUCUCGUUUCCGGUGAUUGCUCGAGCUUCAUAUGGCAUGAUCGGCUCAUACUGGGCAAUGAUCAUCCGCGGAAUCUUCUGUGUCAUCCUCUAUGGCGUGCAGGGCACUCUGGGCGGGAAUGCGGUGCGGUGCAUGCUCGAAGCCAUCUGGCCUUCAUUCGCCCACUGGCAUCUGCACAGUCUGCCUGCCAGCGCGGACAUCUCGGCCCCAGAUCUGCUCUGCUUCGCGCUCUUCUGGCUGUUCUCCUUCCCCGUCCUCUUCGUGCCUCUGUCGUCGUUGAGGUGGCUGUUCGCCGUCAAGAUCUUCAUCAUGCCGCUUUUCUACGUCGCCCUCUUCACCUGGGCCAUCACCGUCAGUCACGGAGUCGGGCCUCUGUUUUCCAUCCCGAACAACAUCACCAGUGGCUGGUCGGUUGGCUAUGUGUUUUGCUCUACCAUCCUCGCCACCAUCGGAGGUAACGCCACAUUUGCUGUCAACAUGGCCGAUCUUACCCGUUAUGCAAAGAACCCUCGAAGCUCGGCCAUCGCUCAGGCCUUUGCUCUCCCGAUCUGCAUCACAAUGACACUCAUGGCAGCGUCUGCCCAAGUGGUGUAUGGUGAGGUGCUCUGGAACCCCUUGACCAUCAUCAUGCUCUGGGACAACCGGGCUGGGAAAUUCUUCUCCGGGUUUCUGUUCGCAUUCGCCACCAUUGCUACCAAUGUUACUGGUAACAGUAUCCCAUUUGCCCACGACAUCACAGGAAUCUUCCCGAAAUAUAUGAAUGUCCGUCGAGGUCAAAUCAUCUGUGCCAUUUUGGGCUUUGCCAUGAACCCCUGGGUGAUCCAGGCCCGAGCGGCGCGCUUCUUCAAUUUUGUUGGAGGGUAUUCCAUUUUCCUGGGACCGUUGGUUGGCAUCAUGCUCUGCGACUAUCUCAUCAUCCGAAAAGCCCGACCAUUCAACAUGUAUCAGCUGUACAAAUCCCACGGUCUGUACUGGUACUGGAAAGGAUGCAACGUCCGCGCCCUGACCGCCUGGCUGGUGGGCGUGACCCCUCUGCUUCCGGGACUGAUCUACAACAUCAACUCCAACAUCAAGAUGGACCACGGUAUUCUGGAGUUCUACACUCUGGGCUGGCUGGAUGGGCUGGUCAUUGCAGCGUAA